Messenger RNA from Symbiodinium natans, 621 nucleotides. The record is from the annotation of a GenBank genome assembly. Lineage: Eukaryota; Dinophyceae; Suessiales; Symbiodiniaceae.
AUGUCGCUUGUCCAAUCGCUUGGUGUCUCGCUUGUCCCUUCGGGACAGCAACACCAAGCGCAGAAUCAGAGGCCUUCGGAGACUGUCCAGCUUGUCCAAAUCGGUGUGUUCGCACUGCUCAGCCUCGCGAUGCUGAUGCGCAGUGACCCUGUUGUCCUCGUUGCUGAGAUUCGAGCGACCAUCUUGGACUUCGUUGCUGAGAUUCGAACGACCAUCUUAAUGCUAGCUCCAACGUGCAUCCAGCUUGCCCCCUAUCUUGCAGGCCUUGCCCUCGCCGCCAUCGCCCUUCGCAUCUUGUUCGAAUACCAUCGGGGCCGGCUAUAUGUUAGGGCACUGGAGGCUGAGUCCAGCAAACAAAAGGCAGAGAUAGAAGCCAACCGCGCAGUACAAGUGGAGGACGCAAAGGCCAGAGGCAAGGCGGAAGAAGCAAGAAUCGCAAUUGCCGCGGCAAAAACAACCGAGGCUGCUGCCAGGGCAGCGGAGGCCAAAAAAGAGGAGAGGGAGGCCAAAGCAGAGGAGAGGGAGCGGCAGGAGCGACAGGAGGAGAAGCGCGAGCGCGAGGAGCGGCUGCGUAGUGAGCGAGCAAAGAACGCGAAGGGAGAUGGUUGCGCCAUGAUGUAA